AUGGCGACCACUGUUGUGUUUUUGUUGCCUUUGUUUAUUUUCCCAGUUUUACGAUGUGACGAUUCAAGUACAUCACUUAAAAGUGUUAUUAACGCUGUUGAAAUAUUAAUUUCUUAUUAUAAAAGUAAUUACAUGGAAUUUAAUGUCGACGGCUUGUUUGGUUUGCGUGCUGUUGAAGGUCAUGUGAACUUAAUCUUGAAUGAAUACAAGCAGCAUCAGCACCAACAUCUUGAUAGUGACACUGUGCUAAAACUGCGGAAGAUCGUCACAGACGCAGCAUCAGUGGGAAACAAGGCUCUGGAGUUUGUGAAGAGGGACGAUGAGCAGUAUUACGACAGAUUCAAGUUUGUUGUACAUGAUCCAUGGGAUAUUUUUAAAAGACAUCGUGAAAUUGAUCCUCAUUACAAGUGGAAUGCUAAACUUUAUAGUGCAAACAGAGAAGGUUCUCUUGAUGAAUCAACCAGUGACAUGUGCAUGAGUGAGCUGACCGGUGACAAACAGACGAACAGAAAGCCGUGUUUGAUCAGUGACAAAUGUCUACAGGUGAUGACCCUCAAGGGCCGGACUGGGUAUGGCAUAACACACCAGGUGCUAUGGACAAUGCUAGCUGAAAAGGCUGGGUGUUACGGUGAAUUAAGUAAACUGCUACUGAAGAAAGGGUACAGCAGUGUUGCCGAGAUGCAGCUGGAAUUCUGCACCAACAACUAUUAUGAAAUGGUGGCGGUCGUUCACAUCUACAUGAAAGGCAACAUAACAAGUGAUUACCAGGACCUUUUUCUUGAGCAACAAUUUAUUUGUCCAAGUAUAGGGUUUUACGAGUAUCUGAAAAAAGACUACCUUACACAGAUUAUGUCUUGGCAAAAGAAUUCAGGGUGCUUUACAGACUUAAAAAGUUUAUCUCUGAAACGCGUGUUAAAAGCACAAAAAAAUCAAUUGGAGAACAGUCGCAUAAAAUUCAAACAAAACCCUCGUGCUGCUUUUGUUAACCGUCCAGCUAAUGUGAUUCAGCCAAUCAGAAAGCAAAAUGUGAUUCAACAGAUUCAGAACCAUAAGUUUAAUGUUGUGAAAAACCCACCAACAAACGUAAAGCAGGGAUUGCUCGUGAAUAACCAUGUUGAAAUGAAGUCAUUUGGCGAUGUGAAAAGGGUUGAAGGAAAGCCACAGCGGGACUAUCAGUCACACAACAGGCAGGGUAGAAGAUUACUCGUUGAGAAAUCAAUGGCAGAUGGUUGUCUGUCACAUAAGACUGCAGUGGCUGCUGGAGCUCUGGUGAUGUAUCUGCGCUAUCUGAUUGAUCCAGGAGCUCUGAACCUAACGUCCGUCCAUCUGAUUCUUCCGGAGAGUUCCAGAUCAUUGCUAGCAGAAGCCAAACUACAGGACUUCCAGAACCAGAAGGUGAAGGGUGAGGGUUUGAUCCCUGUGAGGCAGGAACUAGGGGAGGAGCUUGUCCUCAACCAGGCAGAUGACCAUGAGGCUGUGGAGGAUGGGGAAGAGGAGGCAGGUGGGAAUGCUGAGGAGCAGACGGAGGAGGAGGAGGAUGAAGAUCUUGAUGAUGCAGAUGGCAACUACAAAGAUGAGGAUGAAAUGUAUCCAGACAAGCCGGAAAAUCCCAACUUGCAUGACAAAAAAGUUGUUCGGUUCGGCAAUGACAUCAAGGCUGGUGUAGAAUUUGAGAAAAAUAAAUUUGAGGAUGAUGGUGAUGAAGAUAUUCAGGAUCAUUAUGUUGAUGGUGAUAAGGCAAAAGCCAACCAUUUUCAGGCAGGUUUAAGGGGAGGCAACCCUGAUCAGCAAGACGAAAAAGAUGAGGAAGAGUAUACAUAUUAUGAUCCACCGGAUAAGGAUCUGAAUAAGGAUGUAGACUUUGAGAAGAAGGAUGUUAACCCUUCAGUGCACAAGAAUGUUCGUAGAUAUAAGAAGAAAGUGAAUAAAGAUGAAGCACAGCAAAUUGUUUAUGGAAGUGACAAUGUUGUGAUAAAAUCGAAACCUAAUGAUAGAACUUUAUUUAUUGUAUUUGCUUCAGCAAGUUUAGUCAUUAUUUUUUUAAUGUAUAGAUUUAUCAAAAAAAGAAGAAUACAUCUUCGGUUCCUUCCUCGUAAAUUAUUUAAAUUAUAAACAGUAUUUUUUCCAAAAGGAUCUGUGUAAAUUGUAUAUAUAACUGUACACAUACUUUCUCCCCUUCAGAGAUUAUUAAUAAUUUAUUAUAACACAACAGCUUUAUUAGUCCUGUAUUAUAUUUGAGUUCGAUUUAGUCAAAGUGUUAUUUCAAACUGCUGUUAAAAUUAAAGCAACAUCUGAAAUUCUGUAUGCAGACUUGUAAGAGAAAUAGAAACAAAUUGUAAGAGAAAUGUUUAGAUUUUUGGGUGAGGGCAAAAAUAAUAAUAAACUGAACAAUGAUUAGUCUUGAAAAUAGAUGACUGCAAGUUGCUCUGGGAAUUGUGGAGCAUGGUUUCAUAUUAAAGUUUUGAAUCAUGGAUGCUGUUAGCCAAUUUUGGGACAUUUAAUUACAGUUUUUAAAAAUUAUUUUAAGAUUAGUAAAAUGAGUGCAUAUCUAUGUACAAGUUGAAAUAGAGUAUGCAUUAGUUCUGUCCCGAACAACAAAAGAAAUGUGAAAUGUCUUUUAAAUUAUUUUAAAUUAUUCAGUUUGAAUCUCAAUAGUUUUUGUCAGUUAAUAAAAUUUGAUGUUUUGAGAAUAUUUUAUGUCCAAUUUGACGAUCUGUGUACCAAAUUAAUUUUAUCAUUAAAAAAAACCCCAUGUAUUAAAAGGACAUACCCUAGUUUUUAAACACUACAGCAUAUUUUUCACUAUAAGAGUCGUUUAUGAUCACUGAAAUCAA
Molecule: messenger RNA, 2834 nt
Organism: Gigantopelta aegis
Lineage: Eukaryota; Metazoa; Mollusca; Gastropoda; Neomphalida; Peltospiridae
Exons: 6
Coding region: 1-2112 (703 amino acids)
Cellular component (GO): membrane; cytosol
Source: RefSeq, a predicted model, not a curated record